This is a messenger RNA of Haliotis rufescens (red abalone), 6557 nucleotides long. Its product is annotated as alpha-1,6-mannosyl-glycoprotein 2-beta-N-acetylglucosaminyltransferase-like. Gene Ontology annotation, cellular component: Golgi stack; Golgi membrane. The record is from RefSeq and is a predicted model, not a curated record. The transcript is spliced from 9 exons. Gene Ontology annotation, biological process: protein N-linked glycosylation; oligosaccharide biosynthetic process. Gene Ontology annotation, molecular function: alpha-1,6-mannosylglycoprotein 2-beta-N-acetylglucosaminyltransferase activity. Lineage: Eukaryota; Metazoa; Mollusca; Gastropoda; Lepetellida; Haliotidae. The coding region runs from base 875 to 2278 and encodes 467 amino acids.
AUUACAGCCAAUCCCCAUUGUGAUGAGAGCCGAGGUCCUUGUCGAGGAGUUCACAUUGCCUAUGUGUUGCACAACACAAGGCAGGUUGUAGACAACUUGUACAGCUUAUACUGACCGUGUCGGACCACAGUUAAUCACCAGUCUGUAUGCAGAGCCUGCACAUCGCAGCAGGACAAACUCACUUCCUCCUUGGGUGAGGUGACUGUGAAGGCCACGUCUCCUUUUAGUCUGUUACUGGGUGGAGUACAUGACGGGUAGCUGGGAGGUGGGUUUGGGAUUGUGUCACUCUAGCAUCCUGUUUUCCCAACUUGUGGUCUGUCAACUUACGGAACUACAUGAUGGAAUGAGUGCUGCCCCCCCUACUGAGGGAUAGCCAGCCUUCCUCCCCCAAGACCAACAUGGACACGAUGGCAGAGUAACGUGUAGCAGGUCUUCUGCCAUACUGCCCAUCUUACCACCACCAGUCCAUCACCAUGGAAACCAGAUGAAGAUGCUGGAAUAUACCUGUGAUAUCUAGGAUCCCUUCACAUUUUUCCCAAGUGGAAAGACGACCUGAUACCACCUAUCAGACCUGUGAUCCAAUCACCGCUUCCAUAUAAGGGAACUCUGAUUUCUAUCUGAACAAAUCUACUUCUGCUGUUGCUGGUGUCUCCAUUCACAGCAGUCAAUCUAAGAAGAAAAUUUUUUGUUGAAUAUAUUGGCGGUCUAGUUUUCAAUUAUUUCAACACAUAUGUUGCAAUCGUAGAAGUGAUGUUUUUGGACGGUGACGUUCAUAACUGUGUUGAAACUAAGCUGGUGCGUGUGAUGUUAUAACGCUGCAGCUGGCUUUGCAUAUCUGUGAUUUCUGAAGUGUGGUAGCAGACGACAGUUUACGAUGAGGAUCUACCCGCGCCGCGUCUUCCGAUCCAUCCUCAUGGUGGCCAUGUUGCUUUUCGUCAUGCUCAAUUUGCAUAUCCUGAUGACGUCACAACCAGAUGGCAUCGGGGAAUACGACCAUCAGAUCAUCCUUCAAGGUCACCACCGUAGUUUAGGUGAAAUGCACGUGCAAUUUGGAGAACCCGUAGGUUACCCGUAUUCCAAUCUACCCCAGUCUACACGAGCAAAACUCGUCAUUCCACCCAAAUCGGGGGACUACAACAAUGCUACUAUUUCAAUCAAUCGCAAUAUAGACACAGCAAAUAUCAGCCUUAUCAAGGCUGAAAUAGCCAAAAUUAACAAGGCCCAAAAGAUUCAUAAUUUGGAUCGUUUCGGUUUGAAGUUGGACGCAGAGAGUGUUGUCAUUGUUGUGCAGGUGCAUGAUCGCCAUGACUACCUCAGGAUAUUAUUAGACUCAUUGAAGAAAGUGCGUAAUAUACACAAGACGUUGUUGAUCAUCAGCCACGAUGUGUAUGCGGAGGAGCUGAAUGAGUUGGUGGAGAGUAUAGACUUUGUCCCAGUCAUGCAGAUAUUCUUUCCCUUUUCUCAACAAAUAUAUCAAACUGGGUUUCCGUCAGAGCAUCCAAACGACUGUCCCAGAGACAUUAAAAAGGACCAAGCUUUAAAACGCAACUGUAAUAAUGCUGCCCACCCAGACAAGUACGGCCAUUACCGGGAAGCCAAGUACUGCCAGGCCAAACACCACUGGAUGUGGAAGCUUCACCACGUGUUUGAGGACCUGGAUGUGAUGAAGGACUACGAGGGGAUGGUGCUGCUGCUGGAGGAUGACUACUACGUCACAGAGGACGUCCUCACCAUCCUGCAGAUGAUGCAGAACCUUGCUCACAAGGACUGUAAAGACUGCCGUAUGCUGGUCAUCGGCAACUACGACAAGGUGCAGAACUACCAGGCCAACUCCGGCAAAGUUGAGAGGGCCUACUGGAUUUCCUCCAAACACAACAUGGGGAUGGUCUUCACCAGGGUGUUGUGGAAUGAAAUCAAGAAAUGCUUUAGGGAGUUCUGUCUCCAUGAUGACUACAACUGGGACUGGACUAUCCAGCAUCUCAGCAUGAAGUGUAUUCCCAACAAGAUCCGGACCAUCAAGAUGAAAGCAAGUCGGAUCUUCCACAUCGGUGAAUGUGGGAUGCACAUGAAGGGCAAGAGCUGCAAUCCUGGGGGCAAGCUGAAGAAAGUAGAGGAGCUAAUUGCUAAAAACAAACAGUUUCUGUUUCCUAAUGUGCUAUCAGUGGCAGGGGACUCCCGUUUCAAACUAAGAGACCCCAAAGCUAAUGGUGGAUGGGGUGAUCAAAGGGACCAUGAAAUGUGCCUGAGUUUCUUGUACAGAAACACCACACUUAGGUGAUAGUUGGAGCAGACGUCACAGUCGGCCAUCUUGGAUUUCAGAAGCUGGACUCCCGAGAAGGAAGGACAUAUACUUUGAACAAUUGUAUUUACAAGAUUGACAAUAACAUUGUUCCAUUUCAAAUAAUAUGAUUAUCACCCGGUAAUGUGGUGAAUGUUUCAUCCGAAUAUUUUGUCAUCUUAAUGUACGAGGUUGUGUCACAGGACAAGCCAGAUUUUGUGGGGCUUUCUCUCCAGAUGAUGUGGAUUAAUUUAUCAUGAGAUCUUUUCAAGUUAACGAAGUCAUCUUGUUCCGGAGAGAAUGAUCAAAUCAUUUGUGUUGAAAUGGUAGCAACCCUCAGUAUUUUUCUAGAAGCAUGUGUAAGCUUGUCAUGCAUCCGUAUGCCUGGUAGUAUUACUUGUUCUUUCAUCACAAAUGCAAUAUUUUCUGAUGGAAUAGAAGACUUGUUUGUUAAGGCCGACCAUGUCAUAUUCUGGGAGGGGGACUGGGAUAUUAAUAAUUCCAGAAUAUUCUGUCAAUAUUAAUUUUGCUUCCAGUUUAACACUGGACAUGAUCAACGUCCUGAAGAAAAGUGUCUAGCUUCUCCUUUUUGAAGGAAAAGAAUCAGAGUCUUGAAACAGUGACUGAAAUUGCUACCAACAAUUUCCCCCCCACACACACAUACUCCCCCCACACACACCCUCCCUUCCUCCACUGUUUAGUACUUGGUCGGUCCUUGACCUGCAAUGGCUGUGUACAUGUAAAUGGACAACUGUGAAAGUUUUGUUUUAGCUGCUUCAUAAUGCAUUUGUUUCAAGCUGUCAGCAAUGGAAACAAGAAGUCCUAAUUUGCUUGAAGCCAAAAUGUUUUUAUCUGUGAUGAGAUGUUGAGAAGAUUUUCAUUGCUUAUCUAACAUUGUAUAAACCAAAAUGUUUUUUCCCCAAAGCUGUAACCUUAACAGAUCCAAGUGUUACUAAUCAUGCCCUUGUCUCCGAGAAUUAUUAUUCCAUUCAGUUACAUUGUGGAUAUGGCAGACAUAAUUCCUCUGACCUUAAACCUAAGUUCUUUAUAAUAUCUUAACUGUUCUAAAUUACUUAGUCUGUCAUCAAAACCCUGAAACAAAUAUAUCUACCGGUAAUACAGCUAUUGAAGUCUGUAAUAGUUGGCAAAUAUAGAUUACUCCAGUUUGAAAUGAAGAGAGUCUCUGGGCUCCUUUUUAUUAUAUUUUUUUAAGAUAAUUUAACUUUUUUUUCUGUUAAAUAUUUUCAUUUCUGAAAAUAGAUGUUAGUCUGUAAAUAUGUAUGUUUCGAGAGCUACUUUAUAUUUUAAAGGUAUCCUCAUGCUGUUGGCUGAUCUCUGUGAUCCUAGAGGACGUACAGCUAGUGCUCAAUGAGACAGUAUUUGGACAAUGACUAGUCACACUCUUUGUCAGGAACAAUCCAAGAAGUCUGAAGUUCAUAGUUUCAUACAUUGCUUCACAAUUCAAAUUUCCUGGGAUGAAAUAUACAUUGUGUUUGCCAACUGUGUAAUACGAGCUAUUUACGAGAUAUUUGGACAUGUUAUUAAGAGUUCCAGAAAUUUCUGAAUGAACAGCUUUACUGAUCGAUCUUGACCCAUACGUUUCAGUGAUAAUGACAUGCCAUGAUAGUUUAGCAUCAGCCAGGCUCAUUGCAUCACUCACAAUCUGCAUCAUAUUUUUGUGGUUUAUUUGAGAUAAUGUUUUCUAAGCGUACUUCAAAUUGGUGAGCGAUAGUCUUGUGAGAAAAAUCAACAUGGACAUGUUACAGUAACAUCGAGUAAUACUAAUAGCAGCUUGCAACACUUCAGUGGUGGCCAUGUUGUUCCUCAAAGGGUCACCACUCCUUCUAUCUCACAAACUGGAGAUUUUUCAGAUUAUUGAACAGGAUUUGGAGUUCAAUCCCAGCUUUGAUGAAAAUGUUAUGUUUACAUCUAUUGCUUUUGAUUAAGAGUCUAAAACAGUGGCAGUGACAAAACAUAAAUGAUAAAUGUUGCUAUUAACCACACUCAGGUCAAAACAUGAUCUUUCUGUAAAACUUUAUAUUUUUCAGGGUAACGUACAUUCUGAUAUUCUUUGGAAAAUGCAAUCUUUGUAUUAACCCUAUUCUUUGCCCUCAUGUAUGUUAUACAUGUUAUUAUUUUAAUAUAUUAUUAUCGUGCACCAGUGUAUUGUUUCCAUCAUCCGGACGGCAUUGUUGACAUCAUUGGAAUUUUAUUGUGACGAAUGAUGUCAGACUAGAAACAAUGUCAAAGUUGAAGAUUGUUGACUGAUUUUACGAAACCUUGUGUAAGAAUUCAUGUUUUACCCUCUCUCUCCCACGGGAAAUACAAGAAUUCUGACACUCGUUUCAUAAAAUCAGUAUGACACACAUGAUCGUAUAAUAAUCUCUAUCCAGACGUCGUAGUUGAUAUCAUGGGUGGAACGUUGACAUUGUCUCUGUGUUAUGUGGGUAAUCAUUGACUGCUGAAUUGGAAGACAAACUAACUUGGAGACGAAGAACAUGUUCGAGGGCUGUGAAUCUGAUUUGUUUGUCUGCCCAUUAGCCAAGCAUUGUCCCCUCUAAACAGUGGUUGUUGACAGGUGGGACAGCCAAUGAUUCCCAGACAGAAGAGCCCAAUAUGGUAAUGAGUGAGAUGAUGUUCACACCUCGGCUAUUAUUUCUUCUUGUAUUUACAGCAGGGGAAGCAGGAGAUAAUCUCAUAACUUAUAGUUUAUGUUUUUGUGUCAUGUUGUGCCAUGUUGUAAACUGUACUUGAGUCUUAUGUUGGGACCUUACCUUUAUUCUACAGGUAAUGUUGGCUUACCUUGAUUCUACAGGUAGAUGUUAGCUUACCUAGAUUCUAAAGGUAAUCUUAGCUUAACUUGAUUCUACAGGUAAUGUUGGCUUACCUUGAUUCUACAGGUAGAUGUUAGCUUACCUAGAUUCUACAGGUAAUGUUGGCUUACCUUGAUUCUACAGGUAAUGUUAGCUUACCUUGAUUCUACAGGUAGAUGUUAGCUUACCUUGAUUCUACAGGUAAUGUUGGCUUACCUUGAUUCUACAGGUAGAUGUUAGCUUACCUUGAUUCUACAGGUAAUGUUGGCUUACCUUGAUUCUACAGGUAAUGUUAGCUUACCUUGAUUCUACAGGUAGAUGUUAGCUUACCUUGAUUCUACAGGUAGAUGUUAGCUUACCUUGAUUCUACAGGUAAUGUUGGCUUACCUUGAUUCUACAGGUAGAUGUUAGCUUACCUUGAUUCUACAGGUAAUGUUGGCUUACCUUGAUUCUACAGGUAGAUGUUAGCUUACCUUGAUUCUACAGGUAGAUGUUAGCUUACCUUGAUUCUACAGGUAAUGUUGGCUUACCUUGAUUCUACAGGUAAUGUUGGCUUACCUUGAUUCUGCAGGUGAUGUUAGCUUACCAUAUUUUCUUGAGUAUAAUGUGCACCCCCCUCUAGCGGAUUCAGUACUUUGAAAAAAAAUAAUUCAAAUAUUAUGCGCAGAAAAAUAAUUACACUGUAUGCCUUCACCAAAUUCUGGUAAAUGAACGGGUGAUGAGAAACUUGGUCAGUACAAAUUUGAAAAUAGAGAUAAAAAAAUCACCAGACAUGUUGAUUUACCGUUUAAGUUGUAUUUUUUGUUCUGCUAGGCAUUGUUUUACAUCCAGGGAUUAAGAAUACCUUGUGAAAUUUCUUGUAAACUAAGCCGGAAACAGCAAUCAGCUGUACACACGUUUUCUUGGAAUCUACCGGUGAUUCGGUCAAGACACACCCAAUGAUAUAACUUUACAUUGUUUUAAUGCAAGGAUCGGGAAAACUGUAUCUGAAACUAUUUUUUUUUUAUCAGGAAUAAUAUCUUGUUAUUUUAGCCGCAGUUUUUACUAAAUAAUGUAUAUUAAAAAUAAUUAUAACCCUAAGCGAAGCAGCUGAUCGCUAUUGCCGGUUAUCAUUUUUCACAUGGAACCAGUUUGACCAGUCACCGUCGAGGCUCCUGUGCACGUGAUCUCGAGAACUACAUGUUGACAUAUAGCGGUAAUCUGUUUGUGGAUGUGGUUAUAACGGUGAGUUGUGCAAUCUUCCGAUCGCUUCACACACGAUUUCGCCGAAAUUAAUUAAAACAAUAUUAAAAGGAAUUUUUAAUAAAAUUUAUGAAAUAAGUUACAAACAUAAGUCCAGGUAUACAAAGAACACUUUUUAUAGCCAGAGUGUGUGAUUACAUGAUUAAUUUGCAUACUUCAGUAUGGAUUUGUUGACAUGGUAUUUCCGGUGUUACGUGCUCACAGGUAAUGUCUUUCCAGGGGGG